ACAAUGAUCAUCAUUCAUUUUUGUGAUAACAAAAACAGGGUGUAAAACUAAAAUAAACUUUUUCAAUGAUAAGAACUACCUUUCAGAAAUUAUCGUUACCCUGCUUAAGCUUAAAAAAGUGUGAAAUGGAUAGCUUUAAACUCAUGAAAUGUAUAAAAGGAUGCGUACCACCUUUGGACGGUGGCAGUCACAAGGGUCAAGCGGGCAGAAUAGGAAUAAUAGGAGGUUCCUUAGAAUACACCGGUGCACCAUACUUUGCUGGAAUCAGUGCUUUGAAAGUAGGAGCUGAUUUAGUACACAUAUUCUGUGCAUCACCAGCCGCGACUGUAAUUAAAUCAUACAGCCCAGAGCUGAUUGUUCAUCCCUUACUUGACCAGCCUAAUGCAACCAAUGAAAUAUCACCCUGGUUAGACCGGCUUCAUGCUGUAGUUAUAGGCCCAGGGCUAGGCAGAGACAAGCAAACCUUUGAAGUGGUUUCAGAACUCAUCAAUGUCAUGCGUCAGAAGUGUAUACCACUGAUCAUUGAUGCUGACGGUUUGUUCCUGAUCACAGAGAAUCCACAUCUAAUCAAAGACUACCCUCUGCCAGGAGUUAUUUUGACACCAAACAAGAUAGAGUUUGAGAGACUGCAAGCAAAAUUGAUAGGAUCUUAUGGCCAUGUAGAUUUGAGUCAGCUGGGUGGGCAUGUCAGCAUAUUGGGAAAGGGACAAACAGAUGAGUUUUUUAGUGGGUGUGCUGAAGUUCAAUGGCAGAAUGGCACUGGGGGUUCUGGCAGGAGAUGUGGGGGCCAGGGGGACCUGCUGUCGGGAACCAUUGCCACCUUCCUUCAUUGGACUUUGAACAACAAAGAUUUAGUGGCUGAUGCAGAGAUGGAGAAUGUAGACAAGUCUACACUAGCAGCAUCCCUCUCCUGCUAUGCUGCAUCUUCAAUGAUCAGACUGUGCAAUCAAAAGGCUUUCCAGUUGAAAGGGAGGAGUAUGCUUGCUACUGACAUGAUUGAUCAUAUUCAUGAUUCUUUUGAGGAGUUGUUUGGUCAGUAAAUAAGUUAAUGUUGUUUUACAAUCACAUGUUAGGUUAAGCGGAAUGGUGCAAUGUAUUUUAUUAACGUAUACACACAAAUUUUUAACAAAUCUUUUAAUGGGUGAAAUCGCCAAAAU
Molecule: messenger RNA, 1157 nt
Organism: Plutella xylostella (diamondback moth)
Lineage: Eukaryota; Metazoa; Arthropoda; Insecta; Lepidoptera; Plutellidae
Source: RefSeq, a predicted model, not a curated record